AUGGUGGACUUUGAGUUCGACAUGACCACGUGGAAGGACGCCAAAGUCUGGAGUGGUGGGCCUAUUGAAGAUUGGGAGGUCCUGGGCAAAGAUGGGAAGAAGCCAGCAGUUUCCAUCCACCCACGAGAUAUGAUGGACUACCACGGUCUGAGUAACACGUGGCCUCGGGAGCUCUUCUCCCGAGCUGUGGCGCUGGGGGAAGACCAGUACCUCGAGGUCAUCAAGUUGCAGGAGGAGCUCAAGUUCCAUUUCUACUACACGGGGCUUGACCCCAUGGAUGGGACGGAUGAUCCCAAGGAGUACUUAUGUUUGGUUGUUUACAGCAAAAGCAAUUGGCCUGGCAUAAUGAAAGGCCUGCGGCAGAUUGGCGUUGACGUCGAGUCUUCCCCAGCAGAAGCAGUGGACAAGGACACGGAAGAUCUUGCCAUCCAGAUGAUGCUGAGGGCCUCGGAUGCAUGGAUAACUUACUGCGAUCCCUGGAUGAAGCGUGAGUUUACCGAUGACUCUGCCGUACUCCAGCCAGGUAAAGUGUACAGAUUCCAUGAAGAUGGGCUGAAGGAGAAACUUGGCCUUUAG
Messenger RNA from Symbiodinium natans, 576 nucleotides. The record is from the annotation of a GenBank genome assembly. Lineage: Eukaryota; Dinophyceae; Suessiales; Symbiodiniaceae.